AUGGUGGUGCGGUUGGCGGUGGGUGUCUGUGCUUGCGGUUGGUGGUGGAGGUUUUGCCUUGCGGUUGGUGGGCGAUGGGUGCGGUUGUGUGGUGCGAAUAGUUGGUGGCAGCGCGAAUCUGUGUGCGGUGGUGGUGCGAUGUGGUGUGUGGUGGUGGUGCUGUGUGGCAGCUCAUUCCCCUUUCUCCUUUUUCCGCGACGUGUGGCUGUAGCGAUGGAUCUGUGGCGGAGCCCCAAUUUGGCUGCCAAACCGACAAAAUCGGUGGUCGUACUACUAGUCCAUGGUUUCACGGCCGAGGGCAUUGUCACCUGGCAAUUCCAGGUGGGUUCAUUGACAAAGAAGUACUCAGUUUACGUGCCGGACCUCCUCUUUUUCUGUGGAUCAAUCACCGAUAGCUCGGACAGGUCGCCGAGAUUCCUGGCAGAGUGUCUGGCCAAGGGGCUGAGGAAGUUGGGGAUGAGAAUUACACAGUGGUUGGAUUUAGCUAGGCGCCAGUGGCACAAGCUAAAACCCUCUUCAGACGCCGUUGUCGGAAGCCACAUAGACGACGAAAACCCCGGUGACCUCUCCGGAUGUCUGCCACUGUGCGCCGGCUUCACAUCACUCUCAAGUAGCUCAAAUUCUCUUUCCUUUGAUUCCAAAUUUGAUUUUCUUGAACAAUUUACGCCCUUCAAGAAUUUUUUUAACGCUUCAAGCACUCUGAUUAAUUCGAAUGAGAGGCGUAAAAUUGCUUUUGGAAUAGCAAAAAUGAUCAAACAAGAAAAGGGUUAUCUCUUACAGAAACUGGCCUAUAAUUUCUGCCCUUAUAUACUUGUAGAAAUCAUGAAAAUGCUUGAAGAACGGCAGGUGGCGUUUGCGUUUUUCAAAUUUGUGUUUAAAGAUAAUUUGGAAAGUGUGAUCUGGAAAAGUUGCAUUGCUGCACAUUUGUUAGCAGCUGAGGACUUGAGGUUUCUAGCACAAGAUGUGCUUACAUGGGUGAUUAGGAGAACGGGGGAGGAUAGGAGUAAUGAGGUGGUGGAGUUUAUGUGGAGAGAACAUUCUAAGUAUGAGUCAGAUUUUUCAGUUCUUAAUUCAUUAAUGCGUUCGUUCACAAAUGCAGAGAUGGGAUCACAAGCAUUAGAUGUAUUGGGGAGGUUAAGGAAGACUGGUAGCAGGCCAAGUUUAUCGGCCAUUAUCUCUCUUCUAAAGCUGUUGCUAAGGGUUGGUGAUUAUGGAAGUGUCUGGAAGUUGUUCAGGGAUAUGGUUAAAAGAGGACCCUGUCCUUCAGUGUUUAUUUAUAAUGUCAUGAUCCUCGGUUUCUGUAGAAGAGGAUGUGUUAGUAUUGGAGAAAGUUUGUUGCAUGUAAUGAAGAAAUUUAGAUGUGAACCAGAUGUUUAUACAUAUAACAUUUUGAUCAAUGCAUAUUGUGUUAGGGGGUGGACUUCAGAUGCUCUAAAUUGGGUGCGGAUGAUGGUUGAAAGUGGUUGCAAGCCAAGCACUGUCACAUUUGGGACGGUUAUCAGUGCCUUUUGCAAGGACGGUAACAUUGUGGAAGCAAGAAAUAUCUUCGACGGAAUGCAAGAGAUGGGCGUGUUGCCCAACACCGUAUCGUACAAUACUUUGAUGAAUGGCUAUGUCAAGGCGAGAGAAGUCAAUCAGGCAAAUAUGCUUUAUGAAGAAAUGAGAAGCAAGGGUGUGGCACCUGAUAGUAUAACUUUUAACAUUUUAGUUGCUGGGCAUUAUAAGUAUGGAACGGAAGAGGAUGGUGACAAAAUUUUGAGGGAUUUAUCCUGUAAUGAGUUGAUUCCAGAUUGUUCACUGUCUGAUAUAUCAAUAUCGGGGUUAUGUUGGUCUGGGAGAUUAGAGGAAGCCCUGGAAUUAUUAGAAAAUAUGCUUGAGAAAGGGAUACCUCUUAGUGUAGUUGCAUUUAACUCCAUUAUUACUGCUUACAGUGAAGCAGGUUUAGAAGACAAAGCUUUUGAAGUUUACAACAUAAUGAUAAAAUUUGGUCUAACUCCUUCAGCUUCCACAUGUACUUCAUUGCUCAUAGGUUUGUCUAAAGUAGGGAGGCUCCAAGAAGCUAUGGAUCUCAUGAUUAAGAUGAUCAAGAAUGGUUAUCCUAUCAAUAAAGUGGCCUUCACUGUUGUUCUAGAUGGAUACUUUAAGAAAGGGGACAUGGUGGGAGCUCAGAUUGUGUGGGAAGAGAUGGAAAAAAGUGGAAUGGCUCCUGAUGCUGUUGCUUUUUCUGCCUUCAUUAAUGGACUUUGUAAAGCUGGCUUUGUUGAAGAGGCAUAUGAUGCAUUUUUGAAAAUGACUAGGAAAGGACUUGUCCCUAACAACUUUGCUUAUAAUUCUUUAAUUUCUGGUUUUUGUAACUCUGGAAAAUUAAAUGAAGCAUUGAAGUUGGAGAGGGAGAUGAGGCAGAGGGGUCUGCUCCCAGAUGUUUUCACCAUUAACAUUAUCAUCAAUGGGUUCUGCAAACAGGGAAGAAUGAAGUUGGCUACGGAUACUUACAUGGAGAUGCAUAAACAUGGUUUAACAGCGGAUAUUGUCACUUACAACACUUUGAUUAGUGGAUACUGCAAGGCAUUUGACCUGAUAAAUGUAGACAAUUUUGUGAACAGAAUGCACGCUAGUGGGUGGGACCCGGAUAUUACAACAUAUAACAUACGACUUCAUGGUCUCUGCAGUAGUCAGAGAAUGAAUCUAGCUGUUAUGAUGUUUGAUGAUCUUAUUUCUACGGGCAUGGUUCCAAAUACAGUUACAUACAACACUCUGAUGAAUGGCGUUUGUAAUGACAUACUUGACCGUGCAAUGAUUUUGGCAGCUAAAUUGCUUAAGAUGGGAUUUGUUCCAAAUACGGUUACAACCAACGUACUGCUAUCUCAUCUAAUCAAACAAGGGUUACCUCAGAGGGCUAUGAUGUGGGGGCAGAAGUUGAGUGAGAUCUCCUUUGACUUUGAUGAAGUAACGUACAAGAUACUGGACAGAGCGUAUAAUGAUUCACAAGUAGAUGCUGAAUAUACUCAAAAAAUAACGGGAAAAAUUAAGUUUAAACUGAACAGGAGUAAGACACAAGACUUGCGAGAAAUUGUUAUGUGUGUAACCAUACUGGUAUCAAAAUUUUUUGAAGACUACAGAUGCUCAUUUUGGGAAUUUCUCCUGAACUGGAUCAAAUUGACAAAUUCAAACUCAAUAUCUGGAAGUUCUCAUAAAAAACGGGCUAUGCCAGAUGAUUCGACGAAUGGUUAA
Molecule: messenger RNA, 3231 nt
Organism: Fraxinus pennsylvanica
Lineage: Eukaryota; Viridiplantae; Streptophyta; Magnoliopsida; Lamiales; Oleaceae
Source: the annotation of a GenBank genome assembly